AUGUCUCAGCCAGGAUCUAGUCCUUUUGGCCGGAGUCAGCUAGUACAGCGAAGCCCACCGCCGACCCCAAACAAAGAACCAAGUCCUCCAUCAUCCAAGGAGAAUGAAUUACCGAAGGAAGUCAUCUCCACGCCUGAUAUUCAGACAUGGAUGGUAUCCAUAGAUACAAUCCUGGACGAAGUGUGUGCUAUAGUUUCGGAGGGAAAAAUGAACUCUGAGCAGAAGCUCCGAGUAUCCAACCUUUGCCGGAGGGUAUCAAAGGGGACAUCUCAGAUGGCCGUCUUAUACCAAUCUUUAAAGCAGAAAACCAUCCAGGCAUACAGCACCAUCCAGCACUUACAGGCACACCAGAACGUUUCGGACUCUCUUCAACAGUUUAAAGAGGUCGUUGAAACAAAACUGAAACCAGAGACCACAUAUGCCAGCAUGGUGAAAAAAGGUAGCGCUAACUUUAUUCGCCCAGCAAAUCUGAGUACUGUUGCUAUAUAUCCUUCAGAUAAGACCAAAACAAGCGACGAUACCAAAACUCUUCUACAAAAAAUCAUCUCCCCGGAAGAACUAAAGCUGCAUGUCCGUGGUCUGAGAAAAGUCAGAAAUGGGGGUAUCAUUAUUAGCACAGACAGUAAAGGCGACAUUGAUAAACUGAAGAAAUCAGAGCAACUAGUUUCAUCGGGUCUCACAGUUGAAGAACCAGCCAAACGUCGGCCCAGAAUUGCUAUUAUUGGUGUCCCCGUGGCCCUCACCGAAAAGGAAGUUUUUGAUUGUAUAUACGAACAAAACAUCUCUGAUAAGGUGCCGGAAACUAAUCGUGAGUCCUUUCAAAAUACCAUAAAAUUGAGCCAUAGAUCAGGUAAGAAAAACCUUCCUACAUGUAACUACAUACUGGAAGUACCCGCUAGCAUUAGAAAAAUGCUGAUAAAUCAAGGCCGAAUUUUCAUUAACUGGACUUCAUGCCCUGUGAAGGACUUCACGAUAGUCACCAGGUGCUUCAACUGUCAGCAGUUUGGACACGCAGCCAAGUUUUGCCGAGAAACUAGUCCUACAUGUAACCACUGCGGAGAAGCCGGUCACUCCUCCAAGGAAUGUGGAAAUAAAGCUGCUCCCUCACAAUGCGCGACGUGUAAAAGAUUCAAAAGGAAUUCUGAUCAUCCCACUGGUGAUGUAAGUUGCCCGGCCCGCAAAUAUGCAGAAGACAGAUACAUAAACUCAAUUGAUUAUGAAGGCGCCUAAGAGCGUCACCGUUUAAACUAAUAAGUAAGCACUUUAGCAGUAGGAUAUUUUUUAAAUGAUAAAUCAACUAAAUUGUGAUUUAGA
This is a messenger RNA of Helicoverpa zea (corn earworm), 1314 nucleotides long. RefSeq lists its product as uncharacterized. The coding region runs from base 1 to 1230 and encodes 409 amino acids. Gene Ontology annotation, molecular function: nucleic acid binding; zinc ion binding. The record is from RefSeq and is a predicted model, not a curated record. The transcript has a single exon. NCBI's taxonomy places the organism in Eukaryota, Metazoa, Arthropoda, Insecta, Lepidoptera, Noctuidae.